Molecule: messenger RNA, 1896 nt
Organism: Didymodactylos carnosus
Lineage: Eukaryota; Metazoa; Rotifera; Eurotatoria; Philodinida; Philodinidae
Source: the annotation of a GenBank genome assembly
AUGUCAUCAACAACUAUUGGUAACGUAUCAUUUAUUGCCGGCAGUACAACUGAAAGACAAGCCUAUGCUCGACAUUAUGCAAACCAAAGUAUUCAAGAUAUUGAUAUGAUGUUUGUCGCGGGUUCAAUUGAUUCUCCAGCAGCUCUUAUUCCAACAGAUAUUCCUGGUUUUAAACAAGUUCAAUUUCAGCAAGUACAACGAUCAGGUGGUCUAUCUUAUCUGACACCAACACUAAAUUCCAAUGGAGUGUUAUGCCUUAAUGGUUUAAAAAUGAAAGAACAUUGUUGUAGAAAUGGGACAACACCUGAAAUAGGCGGAGUGGGGAUGCUUACAGUACAAUGUCAAACAGAUUCUGCAGCUGCUUCUGUUGCCGCAGAACAGAAAAUUAGAGCGAAACUGAACGUGCUAGAAUCAUUUUACAGUUUUCGAAGGAUGCAACCAUUAUUACCACCUAAUUUAUUAAAAGAACGUUUUUAUAAAUUUUCUUACAAUUAUUUGGAAAUUAUGCGUUGCUUUAUAAUACCAAUCAUUACAAGUGAACAUACACAAGAUGUAGGAACAGAAUUGAAUAUGAAUGAACAACGUCUUUAUGAUUUAUUCAAUAUGAUUGGUUCUGCUUACGGUUAUCGUUUACCUCAAAAACUUAAACGACAAUUACAAUUAAUAUUGGAUUUUUAUGAUAAACAUAAACAUUUGUCAGAUUCUGGUAACCAUAAAGAGAUAAUUAACUAUCUUACUUAUUGUAUGCCGAAAGAUGUGGAUUUUGUUCCGGCUAUUGAAAUCAAAGGUUUUUGGCCGGAUGACGUUAAAUGGUUUUUUGAACGAUUUAAAAAAAAUCGUCCAUUUUUGUAUGACGAAUUAAUAUCGACCACAUCGAUGCAUCUUAUAGCUAAAUGGCCAAAAAAAACGUCGAACACCGAUGAAGAACUCGGAUUUCGUUAUUCGUUUUCAGCUCUGGAACGUUUCAUCGCACAAAAACGUACUGAAAAUGAACAAGUCUUAAAUGGUAUCGCCCGAUCCAUUUACUAUCGUUACCUGAAAACGACGCGUAAUCUGAUACCGUCGUAUUUUGUUAAGACAACGGUAUUAUGGAUGUGUGAAACAAUGUCUGAUUUAAUCAAUAAUAUUGUUGCGGAUAAUCCAGAAUCUGUAGCACAACAACUUGGCUUUGAAUGGAUCAAGUUUGCUACAAAACAAUUACAGCAGGGUAUUUGUUCACAUUAUUUUAUUGAAAAUCUAAAUCUACUUGAACCCUAUACACAAGAAUUAUUGAAUGAAGCAUGCGAUAUCCUUCACUAUAAGGUCAAUUUAGAUGAAAUGGUCCAAUUCGAGUUUAUGAAAAUACGCAAACAAAUGACUGAAGGUAUGAACAAAAAAAUUGAACAAUUUAUACGACAAAUAAAAGUCGUUGAUUUAAUAGAAGCAGUGAAUGAUUAUCAUAAAAUGAAACAUUUGUGGUCAUUAACUAUUGGUGAUAACAACAACAAUGAUGACAACGAUAAUGCUAUACUAUCAUGUUUGUCAAUAUUAAAUGUAUUGGGUACUGCUGCCGACAGCCAACAAAGUUGGACCCUGUUUCGCAAAUUAAUAAUUAAAAAUGACGAAGAGGAUGAACAACGGGAACCACCGGUGUGGGGCGAAAAUGUGACAUUAUGGGGUCCUGUAGAUUUUACCGAAAAUUUACUUAUUUCUGUUUUUCUACUAAAAGCAACAAAUGCAACUUUAAUUAGUGCAAAAUUUACUGAUUCUCAUUGUAUGGAAUAUCAUCAACAUGAUAUUCAAGGUUUUCAAAGUAUUGUACAAGAUGUUAGGAACCCGGCUAAUAGGAUGCAUAAUAUUAUAUCAACAUUUGGUCCAGUAUACACUGAUUCUUUAUUUGGUAUUGACGAAAAUUGA